GCCGGGGGGUCAUGUACCCUUUUUAGAGACCCUUCACUGCUGUAUAAUAUUCUUCUGUGAAUAAUCUUCCAGUUACGGUUGAACUUUGCCUCUCCAGGAUUGUCAGGGCUGCUACGCAACUGAUGUCAGCCACUCGUAAACAAAGCAGGGCAUUCCUCUGGCAUGUCCUGACAGCGGCUAGCAGGAGGAAGUGGCUUUCCCCCAGAAGCACCAGAGCUGCCUGCCUGGCUGCCAGGGAGAUCUGCUCCAACAGGUUUCUGCUGGGGCGUGAAGAGGGUGUGGAUGUAAUCGCGGCCAGACUGGAGCGUGUUUUCCUUCCAAACGAGGAGGCCGCACGAAACCUCAUUAGUUGGGUCUUGUUCGGUGGUCCGACUUCAGAUGUGCACAUUUGUUUGUGACAAUGCCUUUGCUUACUUGAAUUGUAUAUUAACUUUUUACUCAAAUUUAGGGGCUUCAGUUUAACAGUUAAGUUUAUAAGGCAUGCUGCAGCCAGAAAUCGUUAGUCAGCUAAGUCUUGGCACUUGGAUAAUUAGGUGGAGCUCCAGAAACGGCAACGUGAGAUUGACACGUUUUGCAACCCAUGCAGUCGAGGAUUCUGAAAAAACCACUAUGCAACAAAAUGGAGGAGAAAAUUCAUUAGAGGCCAUAAUCAGGAUAAUCUCCGCAAGUCUGUAUCAGAUAAUAGCAGCAGGAGAACCGCGGUGCGGUGGAGGUUGAGAGCGGGGGGGACGUCGAUCUGGUGAAGCCGCGCAGGGAGCGGCUGCGGCUGCUGCGAUUCUCGGGUACAUGGAGAUGCUGCGGCGCUCCUCCGUGUUUGCGGCCGAGGUGUUCGACCGGUCGCCCACCGACAAGGAGCUGGUGUCCCAGGCUAAAGCGCUGUGCAGGGACUACAUCCACUCCAGGCUGAACCACGCCGGGAUCGGCUGGUCCAGACCUGAGCAGGGAGUGGCGGCGUCGGGAGGAAAGCUGGCGGAGGUCUCCCUGGUGGUUCAGUGGCUGGGUGACGAGUUGGAGUACCUCCGUCCCAACGUUUACCGCAACGUGGCCAAGCAGCUGAACAUCACUGUGGCGGUGGAGGGCGUGGUGUCCGACGCCUUCAUGGCUGUCGCUGCGGACGUCUUCUCAACAGGAGUGACGUGGGGGAAGGUGGUUUCCUUGUACGCCGUGGCGGGAGCCCUGGCAGUGGACUGUGUGCGCCAUGGUCAUCCAGCCAUGGUUCACACCAUCGUGGACUGCAUGGGGGAGUUUGUCCGCAAGAGUCUGACCCCCUGGUUGAAGAAAAGAGGAGGAUGGGCGGACGUCACGAAGUGCGUGGUGAACACCGGCCCCACCCUGUACCCCCACUGGUUGGCGUCUGCUGCCUUUGCGUUCGGACAUUACCUGAAGGCCGUGGUGUUGUACCUUCUCAGAGAGAAGUGAAAGACUCCGCCAGCCCCACGAGAGCCUCCAGCCUGUUGGACCAACGUUUACACUGUUUUGCACUGAGCCUCGGCCGACUGGCCGCUGGUCUCCUGUCUAUUUAUUGUUACCGCUGCUUGUGUUAGGGCACGCUUUUUAAAUUGAGUUUACACAAUCACACUUUGGGACUCUAUUUUUAUUUUUAUUUUUUUUAGAAAAAACUGUUUCUUUCUCAAGCUGCUGCACUGUAUGUAUUCCUGUAUGGGGGACUUGCAUGCCACCUUGUGGUAAUUAAGGGUAAAUGCUUCACAUCAUGAAUAACCACGACGUUUAUUUAUUUGAACAAAAGUGUGGAGAAGAUUAUUAUUUCAAGUUCAAAACAUUGAAAGGAUUUUGAGGGAAAGCAGUUCAAAAAUCUAUUUUGCCACAAAGUACAAAGGUAAACUAAAGAGUUCCUUGCAAAAGUAUUCAAACCCGUUAAGAGUCACAUUUUAUUUAUGUCACAACAACGCAGUGUAAAUUAUUUUACUUACAUUUUAGGGGAUACACCAAAACCAGAUAUCGUUUAUGUUUUAAAUGGCUACCUUUAUUCUUGGCCGCUGUUUUCCUUAAUACUUUUUCACUAAUGCUCUCUAUCAGAGGCCGUCAGCUGAGUUUAUGCCGAGAUUAAAUUACACAGAAGGUGGGCUCUAUUUGCUAAUUAGGUGAAAUUUGAAGGCAACUGAUUGAAUUUGAAAAGUGGGUGGAAUACAAAUGCAAAGCACUUUUUUUUUUUUUGUUAAUGAAGCAUGUGUAAAUUUCCUUCCAUUUCAAAAACAUCAAUGACGUUGGGUUUGUCUACCACUUGUAAUCCCAGUAAAAUACCGUAAGGUUAGCAGAUGUUAGAAAUUCCAAGGAGGUUCAAUACUUUUGCAACGCACUGACUCACAUUGAAAAUUUUACAUUACUUUCUCACGGCUCUUAUUUUUCUGCUGCUUUUCAUUUGUUUUUGUUUUUAUUAAUCAAAGAACAAAGAAAUUAUUUAAAAAAGAUUAAAGAUGAGUUCCUAGUGAGGUGUUUCCGAGCAGGUUUCCCUCCGUCUCUAUGGUUACCACUAUUGUUACUGCACUGUAAAAAGAGCUGUUAAGUGAUGAUACACAUGCAGUCUGUAAAUAGAUUUUAUUCCAUGAAUAAUUUCACUCCUGUGUGUAGCAUUAAGCAACCUAUUAAAUAAAUGUUUGUCAGAACUGUAAAUGGCAAUAAAUGGUAUAAAAUUAGUUUUUA
Molecule: messenger RNA, 2661 nt
Organism: Gambusia affinis (western mosquitofish)
Lineage: Eukaryota; Metazoa; Chordata; Actinopteri; Cyprinodontiformes; Poeciliidae
Gene: boka
Product: BCL2 family apoptosis regulator BOK a
Exons: 6
Coding region: 787-1419 (210 amino acids)
Biological process (GO): regulation of apoptotic process; intrinsic apoptotic signaling pathway in response to DNA damage; extrinsic apoptotic signaling pathway in absence of ligand
Cellular component (GO): mitochondrial outer membrane
Molecular function (GO): protein heterodimerization activity; protein homodimerization activity
Source: RefSeq, a predicted model, not a curated record